AUGCAGAGUACGAUACGGUCUACGGUCUACAGUCUACGCUACAGUGAUCUUCGGAGAACUGGUGCACAGCAGCAGAGCAGUUCGACAACAGUGAACACGAAGCACGAUGCAGUGCAGAAUCAGUCGGUUUCAUGUAGAUUCGGUCGAUUGAAAGUUGAACCGACCGAGUUCAGUUCGGUACAGUCAUUUACUAAUGUUGCCAUUUUAUCGUUGACUUUGUCAUUGCCAUUGUCGUUGCCAUUGCCAUUGCCAUUGCCAUUGCCAUUGCCAUUGCCAUUGCCAUUGCCAUUGCCAUUGCCAUUGUCAUCGACAGUUGCCAGACUCGACAAGUUGAAUCUACGAGUGUGUUUCCUUGCGGCAGAAGUGCUUCCCUACGAAAUCGCGGACGAUCGGUUAGCGUUGCUGGUGCAACAUCCUUUUUGGAGAUGCGACAACCGAACCACGAUGAGAGACGGGACGAUUACAACGCGUGCCGAUGUUUACGCUCAAGAAAUUCCUGACACGUCUGACAGCGUGAUCGUGACCAGCGAUUCGACGUUGCUACAGGCUUCUAUACCCCUGAUGGACUACGAUGCAACGACCGAGGAAGGACACGCGUACGGUCGCGCGCGUGCUCACGUGCACGCGCGCGCGCACGAUUACGGCGACGGAGCCGAAGACGGUGACGGUGACGGUGACGGUGACGACGACGACGGUGACAGCGACGGUGACAGCCUCGGCAAAUCCACCGACUCGGUGACCGCACCUAGACCACCUAGCGCGCGUCCAGCGGCCGAUGAUAAACCGUUCGCUUUGACUUUGAAUUCCGAUGCUACCGACGAUGCUUCCGGUAUCGACGAUUAUACCGAAACGAUCGAGAACGACGUCUGCGACGCGGGCCCGAUAGCGCGUGCCGUCGCUGUAUCGAUAUCCGGACCCGAAUUCGAGUCGAUAACGGACGGCCGUUCGCGAACGAAGACCCAGCCGAGGAUCUCUCGAAUCCAGAGGAACGGAAUCGACUCGGACAAAAUGAAAUCCGUCGUUGAACGCAACGACAACUCUCGCGUCGUCGAUUGUAUUUAUUUCACGCAGCAGUGUUGCGAAUGCGUGAUAUUUUAAUUCAGUUGCCCUGUCGCUCGCCGUUCGAAGCUACGCGUAACGCGAUGCUCGGAUCGUAACGUAGAAUCGAGAGUAUUAUCGAACGAACGUACGCUUCCCAGAAGCAAUAAUUCAUACACAUACGUCGCGCGACCCCCGGCUAACCGUUACGUAGCAUAUAUAGCACAACGCGUACUCGAUUCGGAAUACCGUAAUUAUUUAUUACACAAAAUUGCUAGCUUUCCAAUCGAUAGAUCGUCGUUAUUGUUAUUAUUCUUAAAAAACGAUAAAUCGAGUACAACUUAAACGAGGCAAGUACUUGCUGUGUACCGGAUCGUUUGUUCGGAUGUUCGAUUCGAAUCGGUUUGUGCCAGCAUCGACGGUGCGCUUCACAUUUUUACUAAAAAGUAAUAUGUAGUUUGUUCGUAAGAUCUAACAAAUAAUUCGUAUAGAAAUUUCGAAAUAAAACAAGCCUUUUCUUUAUAUUUAACAAAAGUGUAAAAUUAAUUUAAUCGUUGCAAGCGAGUUUUACGAGCAACUAUAAGAUGCAUAUUUUUAGUUUUUCGAAAUCUAUAAAAGCCAAUGGGGAAGAGAUCAAAGUUCUGUGUUUAAUGUAGAGGAAAUUCUCGUGUUUCCGGUCUACCCAUCUUUGCGCGCAGAGGUGCUUCCUCGCGAGUCGAAGAGAGACGAGGAGUCGCGAAUCCCCCCGCAUCGACGCGAUCGACUUAACGGACUCGGAUCGAACUACUUAUGUACAUUGCGCGUCGUCCAGGACCGAUCAAGGAGUAUAUAUUAUACGUAAAUACACGCGAGUAUAUACAUACGUUGAUGUGUACAGCUUUCAUGAAAUUUCAUGAAAUUUCAUCCAUCCGAAAAUUGUAAUUUAUACGAUAUCGUCCGAUAGAAGAAGUUCGUGAAAAAAUAGCCCAACUGCCAACGACGCGUGUCAAUUUUAUAGGGGCGCGUUCGCCUUUAGGACAUAGCACUAGCACUGUGUUUCGAUACAGUCGUUCGUUUUACAGCGACUAUGUAUUUACACAAAUUAUCGACACGGUGUAACAUUCUUCGAAAUACGUAUAUGUAUGUAUGUGCGAUACAAUAUCGGAAAGAAAUUCCGAAAAAGGCGGAGAAUUACGCAUGAAUCGAGGAUAUUUUUGAAAGCGAAAAUAUGCCAGAUUUUUCAAAACGAACAAUCUACGUAUCGAUCGAUUCUUUAUUUUCUAACUAUAUUGCUAGCAAAAUGUUCAAUUUCUCGAUAUAGAGCAAAAAUGUGCCGGUGAAAGUUGUUCGAGGAUCGUCGAGGGUACAAAAUAUGUCUAAUAUGUUUUUGAAUAUAAUAUAAUACGAUACGAUAUAAUAAUUGUGCGACGAUACAAAUGCAACACGAUCGAGUAAUCUAAAAGAGAUAUAGAUAUAAAUGAAUCGUGUAAUAUGUAACGGUUGGAAAACGUUUGAACCACAUAUUUUCUAUUACUCGUGAUUGGAUAACGAAAUUCAUGGCGAAGGAUGUCCGAUAUAAUGUUCUAAAAGCGUAUGUACAUAGCAAUGGGACACUUGCCUUACUACAUUCGACGCGCGCGCGCGCGCGCGGUACAUUCUAAUUAUACGUACUUGUAUAUUUCAGACAUUUUCACUACGUAAGAAAGAAAUAAUUUACGACAGUUUUUGUAAAUAAAGAUGUUUCUUUAUACAAGACGAAUCUCGGAGAUAUUGAGACUGCUCUAUAUUUUUUUCUUUUAUGCUAAUAGAUCGAUCGUAAAGUUCAAAUAUUUUUACUUAAUUUAUUACUAUUUACUGUCCGGCGAUGAAAUGGAUUUUAUCGGUUAAUUUUGUAGAAAUUCAAAGUAGCUAAUAAGAAAAUUAAACUCUGUGCAAUAGCAAUUUAGUUAAAGAAGGCAGCUAUUCCAAAACCGUAACGUAUGUCGCACGUAAGUUUCUAUCUCCUAAGAUGAAAUAUUAACAACUGUACACAGUCCGAAGCGCUAUUUACAAAUUAAGCAACUAUACAUUUAUGUGAUAUACGUUUAGAAAAUGUAAAGAACAAAGUAUUUUAAUCUAUGGACCGAUCCUUUGUCAUCUGCCUUGAAACUAUCCACGAUAGAAGCUUCGAUGUUCCCUGUUGAUAUUUUUCUACGAAAGUGUGUGCAAUAAAUAAAAACUACGCUGA
Molecule: messenger RNA, 3244 nt
Organism: Megalopta genalis
Lineage: Eukaryota; Metazoa; Arthropoda; Insecta; Hymenoptera; Halictidae
Source: RefSeq, a predicted model, not a curated record